GUUUGGGGGAAGCUGACGGCGGUGGCCUGGGCGGAGCUGAGAGGCGGUGACGCCAGCCGGAAGUGCCGCGGUGAGUGUCAUGGAGACAGGUGAGAGCAGCAGGUGCCAGCUUCUGGAGCUGCCCUGGGAGGAUGUGCUGGUUCCCCAUGUCCUGUGCCACCUCCCGCUGUGCCAGCUGGUCUGCCUGCAACGGGUUAGCAAACAGUUCCACACCUUGAUCCAGCUUUACUUGGCAAACUACCACACUCUGGACACCUCGCAGGUCGGGACUACCAUCCCUCAACAUGCUUUCUGCAAAAUACUGAAAGACAACACAGUACUUCACCACCUGAUGGUAGGGAGCUGCUCUGAUUGGCUGACGGAUAGUGAACUCCUACCAGUGAUUGGUCAGAAUCAUCACUUGGAGAAGGUUGACAUCACGGGCUGCCGAGGUCUCAGCCGACGGUCUCUGGUUGCCUUGUCCCUGAGCUGCCCCAACCUGCGGCACCUUUCCCUCAGGCAAUGCGACUGGGUGGAUCCCCUCUCCCUGCGGAGCCUGGCUGAUCGCUGCUGCCAGCUUCUGUCAGUUGACCUGACUGCCUGCAAGCAACUGAACGACGAAGCCGUCUGUUACCUUGUCCGGAAGUGUCGAAAGAUCAGGUCCCUGUCUCUAGCGGUCAACGCAAACCUCAGUGAUAUCUCGGUGCAGGAGGUGGCGAAACAGUGCAGUGAGCUAGAACACCUUGAUCUGACUGGCUGUCUCCGCCUGAGGAAUGAGUGCAUGAGGACAGUUGCAGAAUAUUGCAGGAAACUCCACUCACUGAAAGUGAACCAUUGUCAUAACAUCACUGAAGGGAGUUUAGAAGUUUUGCGCAAGAGAGGAGUGGACAUUGACGUGCAACCACCGCUCCAGCGAGCACUUGUCCUUCUGCAGGAUGUUGUGGGUGUUGCUCCAUUUAUCAACCUUCAGAUCUAAACUAUUCAGCUGAACUGGUUCUCCCUUCUCCUAUCCCCACGCCCCAGCCCCACUCCCCCUCCCCACAAACACAUACAUGCACUCAAAACUCAUGGUGGUUACGUAAACUUAGAUUAAAGUAGAUGGUGUAAUAUUCCAGCAGUGAACCGCUAAUCCUUUGUCAAAUGUUACCGUAUCACCAUUGCAAUAACUCAUCGCUCAGCGUGACAGUAGAUGAAAUCAACACCAGUUACUGACAUCCUGUUCAGGAGUGGGUUGCUGUGGUGCAGAGUCAUUGAGACUACAUUCCUUUGUAAAUUAUUUUUGGUACUUUAUAUUGAGUGUGGCUAUGUGGACUGCGAUGGUAUUGCUUCUGUUUACAGACUGAACUGCAUUAGCCUGAACAUUAACAGUGAAUCAACGGUCCUGUCCAUCUGACUCAUCUAAAUAGGUCUAAGUAUUUAUUCUAUUUGAGGUUAUUUUUAAAAGAGGUUAUGUGGUCUGCAAGGUACAGGUGGAGCAUUUAUACAUAGUACAGUAUAACUGAUGACUAGUAAUAAUAGUCAAUGGAAGGCAUAGCAACAGAGGCAUGUGAAGGUGACUGUGUUAAUUUGAAGCAGAAGUAAUAAAUUUAUUUAAACAAAAUUAGUAAUGCAACAGGUAAAUCCAGGACCAAGUGCAUUUAUUACAUCCUGCAAAAAGACAGGUUUACGUAUUAACACAUUUCACCUGCAGCAUGUGUUCAAAAUCAUUUAAGGUUGGAUUUUUGGCUGGGAUAAAAAUGGUGGUGGCAAAUGGUUGGACAUCUUCAAGGAAGAGCCACAGGCUACCCUUGAGGAUUGUUUGGAGAAGGUGAGAAUAUCCACAGUGAAACGUUGAUGGGGAUUGGAGCCUUUGAAAUCAUGCAAGUGGCAGAAGAGACACACGGAUGUGUAAACCCUGCACAAUAGAGGAUGCAAGAGUCGAGACACCAGAGAAUUCAUCAGGGGGAAUAGGAGCAUCCUGGAACAAUUGAAACAAGAUUAUUUUUUGUAUCUUGGAGUGAAGGUACAAAUGAGCUGUGCCUGGCUUCAGGACUCACAUUUAAGCCAGAAAACUCCCUACUGUUAAUAGCUUGGGAAAUAAUUUGGUAGUGAGGUUAUGGUCAUAGAGUUGGUCUCACUGAUUUUCUUGGAACAGACAGAUGAGCUUCAAGAGCCACUUGUAGCAAUGCCCCAUCUACUGGCACAGUGGUUUAGUGGUUAGCACUGCUGUCCCACAGCACCAAAGACACAGGUUCAAUUCCAGCCUUAGGCAACUGUCUGUGUGGACUUUGCACGUUCUCCUUGUGUCUGUGUGGGUUUCCUCCUACAGCCCAAAGUUGUGCAGAUUGGCUGUGCUAAAUUGCCCAUAUUGUUCAAGAUUUGUGUCUAAUAAGUAGGUUAGAGGGAUAUGGGUCUGGGUGCGAUGCUCCAAGGGUCAGUGCUGAUUUAAACCAAUUAAUGUUCUGAUACAGCGAUAUUGUCAAAAGGCAUGAAGUGUUUUUCUAAUGAUUGUUUGUAGCCUAGUAGCAAACUGCACUAGUGUAUCAGAGCCAACAGUGUGUACCAGGGCCUGCUCUGCACUAUAGGGAUUCUGUUCUACCUUUUCACAAAGUUAUCUUGAUUCUCCUCUUUAUACUGUGAAUUUGCACCCUAAAUUCACCUUCUUCAGGAACUAUUUCACUGUCUACACUUUUAGAAAGGCAGUCAACUUACCCUGCACUAGUUUAAGUCUGUAAUAACUGAUCCCUAAUAGUCGCCUGUUGGGAGUAGGCCUUUCAAUUUGGUCAUGGCUGAUCAGUUAACAUUGAUUCCACAAAAGGUGGCACAGAACCACCCACAGCGUUUCCAACACUGGCCAUAGUUCCAGAGUGGCCCAAAUAAAGCACCAAGCAACUCAGUGAUUUCCUAUUCUUUGCAGCCGUUCGUAACAAGUUUUGAUGUCAGCUCUAAAAGGCAUCCCCAGGCUCAGACUAAAGAGGGGGCUGCUAUUUGAUGCACUGCACACGUGCCAGUCUGUAUAACUUACCUCAAAAGGGAGGCAUAAAACACAUUCACUACAAGACCUAUCCCACCACCUGUGCGCCUUCCCCGAAACCCAGCAAAGCUGUCCUUUGAGUAAGUAUGUAUUAUACUUUUGAAUGUUGUGAUUGAAUCUGCUUCCAGCAUCCUGUCAGGCAGCACAUUCCAGAUCAUAAUUCAUGUAAGAAGAAAUUUCUCAAUAUCUCUUCUUUUGGCUAGUUACCUUAAAUCAGUUAAAGGCAAGGUACUGUGAAUGCUGGAGAAACAAGAGGUUUAGCACUGUCUGUGGAGAGAGUAAAACAGUUAACGUUUUGAGUCCAGUAUUACUAUUCAUGAAAAGUCAUGCUAGACUCAGUAGCCAGAGAUAUUGCUCAACUUGAAUUUCUCUAGCAUUUUCUGUAUUUGCCAGUGUACUCUCAUUACUAAUGAUCCUGCCAGUAGAAACAGAUGUUUAUUUACUCUUUGAAACCCUCUUAACCUUAAAUAUCCUGUAAAUUUCCCCUAAUCUUGUCUGCCUAGUGAAUGUCAGCUUCUCUAGUCUCGAGUUCAGCAGUCACUAUCAUUUCUGAUACUGUUCCUUUGCUUCAUCUGAGAAUACAGGUCCCCUCCCUGCCUGAUAGAUGUACAUUCAAUGAUCUUGACAUGAAUAUUUUUAGCGUAAGGAAUUUAUUGUAAAACUAUUUUAGAACUGAAAUGCACAAACAUAAGCUAUUUUAAAAAAGCAUAUCGUCAGAAGGCUGUGGAUCCAUGCCCCAUUCCAGUACUUUGAGACAUAAAGCUGAAACUACAAUGCAGCAUUGAAGGCAGGCUAAACGGUUUGGGCCAUGAAAGAUUACACAUGUUCUCGCUGAUAUUCUGACUAAUGUUUCUAAAAGGCUGGAGAUCCUGACCAACUUUCAGUCCUGGUCACUGCUGUCUAAUGAACAUGCUGCACAAAUUGGCUGCCUUUGUUUGCCAAGAAAUAGCUGAUGCAAAAUAAAGGUGUUGUGGUUAUGAAUCACUUGGGAACAUCCUGGGAAAUGUUAAAGUUUAUUUUCUCACCUGAAUAAUUGAGCUCAAGAACCACAGUACUUACCACCAACAUUCUUAAUUAAGGAUACUGAUUUAAACCAAUUAAUGUUCUGAUACAGUGAUAUUGUCAAUGCCAUGAAGUGUCUUUCUAAUGAUUGUUUGUACAGUAAUGCAGUUUGCUACUAGGCUAUCAGAGCCAGUGUGUACUUGAAGUGACGUGUUGGCUCAGACUAGUUCAGCGAAGAAGGUCCCUUUCCUUGAAGUGCAUGAAAGGUAUCAGGCAGCGUGCUGAUAGCAAAACUAUUAAAAUCCAUUUUAUUACUGAGAAACAACACAGCAAAUUUACUGGGUGUGAACAGUAGUGCCACAGAACAUCAUACACACUGUAAACAUAAGGGAACAAAUUAUAAUAAAAGCAAUACAAAUUCUUUACAGAUUGCCAUAUUCUUUCAAAGACAGGUACAGUGAUUAAAACAAAACUAUCUCUAGCCUCAACUUGCCCCCACUGUUUCAAUCAUUAUGUGCAAAAUCACCUCAUUUUAAAAAUGCUAUGUUAAUAUAAUAUUGUCAACCAAAUUCCAGCUGGUGAGGUAUAGCUCUGGACAGAACGUGACCACAUUUACUGAAAAAUUUUCAUCCUGAUCACUGUGCAUCUGUAACGUGUUCAAACUUUCUUGCUCCUAUUCUUUAACUUUAGUUCUAUUAAUAUAAAAUAGUUUAUAACAACUAGGCUACUCCACUCAAAUUCUUUAAAGGGAAGCAGCUUUCCUGAUUAAAAAUAUACUGUCUUUAGCUCCUCUAACAAGUAGUGAAUCCCAUCUGGAUCAAUUUAUCAAAAAAAGCUCAAUGAUCAUCUCUGUAUACUUGCAGUUAGAGGCAUCUGAAUGAAAUGACUUUACUUUUCCUUUAAGGUGCUCUGUUGGUCAUAGUUGCAUCUGAAGCGAGCUCAAACAGUAAUAAAACAGUUUGACAUUACCAAUGGACUGGUGAUGUGUUCCAUGCUUGACCAAUCAAUUGACAGAGGGACAAUUUUUAAAAAAAUACUCCAUUCAAACCCAGAAAUCUUUACAUCCCAAGGGAGGAGAGUUAAAGAAAAGCUACUGAAGUAUUGACAUCAAGGCUAUGUUUAGAUAAUGCUGUUCUGGAGCAGUGUGUCAGAAUUCAGCUGUACAAUGUUAUUGCAUUUGUAUACCAACAGAUGCAGAGCCCAAGGCUGCAACAGUGCAGUGCUCACAGGAUUGAUGUACAGUGGAAAAAAAUAUUGCUGGGGUCUUAACAAGGAAAUCUGUAAGAAAGAGAAAAAUGUACACUUUGCACUCUUACCCCACCCAUUGUCCACUUCCGAAAGGAAAAGGAUUUUAUCCUUGAGCUGUAUUGGAUACAGGAAACAAGGGAAUGAAGUUAGCCCACGCUGGGACUGAGGAUUUGGCAGGAAGCACUCAGUUGGCAUCUCAGUGGAAUUUAUAUUUCCUGGCAGGUUUAAGGUUGAUGUAGGUUUUCUUCAUUUCCUCACUUGCAGUUUUCUUGACUUCAGUGUAUCGUUCCCCUUUGGUGCUCACCACCUGGUUGUCUAAGUAUCGGAUAAGCUUCUUGGGAGCCUGAUUGGAAGCAGAGGAGAUAGCUCUAUCAGUCAAAACUCAGUCUAGUGGUGCCCAUUUUACUCCCAUUGAAUCCUUGCCGAUGGUAGGCAACAGAAAAUUUGCACAGUUAGACAUGGGAUGUUUUGACGCCUGGUUAAAGCUAGAGCAGAGCAUCUCAAAGUGGGGGUCAGGACCACAUGGGGUUGUGAGCUGAGGCGGUAAUGGCUGAAUUCCCCUCCCUGCGCCACUUCACCUCCUAACACUAACCAUGACAUCUUUUCAAGCCUCAAAGUAGAGUUGUAUUAGGAUUAAUUGUGUGAUGGACUGGGCUACAGCAGGUGUACUUUGCCUUUAAAGCUGGUGUGACUAGAGUGUGUACCAACAUCAAGCUUCCCCCGAGCUCAUACCAUCCAGACAUGGAACUAUUGCAAUUCUUUCGCUGUCACUGGGUCAAAAUUACUUCCUGAUAGCUGUACAGCUGUCCCUGAUCUGCUGGAUAGUGCAAUCAGUAUUUACUGUCAAUUUGGUGAGAAACAAUAUAUUGAACCAAACUGGAUAGCAAAGAGAAUCCCUUUGAAGAAGCUUCUCCCUAUACCCUCUUGCUUACCUCACCCUCUACUAUUUGGACUGUUUCAGCCUGUGCCCAUUGUCCCAGCUUCUCAAAAUUUCUGUAACUUAAGUCCUUCAUCCCAGGGUAACUGUUCUCUGCAUUGUCCCCAGGCCUUGACCUUCUUGCUAAAGUUGUGGUAGCCAGAACAGGACUUAGUAAAUAGGAUAUUUGUCAAGAUUAAUUAGACUUUCUUGGAUUCAGGGGUACCUAUUUCUAAGAAAAAACAUGUAUUCCAGUAACCCAUGUGCUGAAGUAAUCUGAGUGUUGCCUUGGAUUUGACACUUACUAUUGUACUUGAACAAAUAAGAUCAAUUUGUGCUCAAGAUCCAUGAUUUGACAUAUUGGGCACGAUGCUACUUCUUACAAAUUUCUGUCAGAUGUGCACCUGAUCUAACACAGUUGAACUAGAGCAAGAAAUCCUAACUGCACAGGCGGACACGUACUCAUAAACAAGUCGCAAGAUGGUAUAAAGAUCAUUUUGCAAAAUCUUCCUGGACAAGACCUAUCAAAUUAUUCAAAACAUUUUUGCAAAUGAUUUCGUCUAAUUCUUGAAUUAUAAAGGAAAGCUUUUCAAAGUGAUAAACACAACUAAUUAUUUAAUUCAGGUGUGCAAUUCAUUUCUGCAUCUCUUCAUUCAAAGGCCAACCAUAACAUUAACAGCUUAUAGCCCAGAAUUUCCUGUGCCUUGUGUUCUUCAGUGUCCAGCGUCCAUUUAUUAGCAAUUCAGACUUAACGUGUAUGUGCACAAAAUCCCCUUUUAAACUUCCCUCAACUUUUUUUGGUAAAACUAUCAGGCCAUAUUUUCAAUUUUACUAAUCUAUACUCAAAUGAUAAUCGUUACAUCAAGACGGAGGCACUUGGUUGACUUUGCAUCAGAAUAGGUUAAGAUCAGAAUACUAUAGGUGCUUGUACUGACACUCCCUGGAGGGCCAAAUGCUCCUUUUUCCUGUUAGCAGGGAGUUACUCCUGCAAUAUUGCAGUAGUUAUGAAGAAAUGGCAAGUCUUAUGUUUCAUUCAGACUGAAUAGGAGGAGUCAAUUAAAACAAAAGGAAAUGUAUCUGGUGGAAAUCAGCAACAGAAAGAAAAAGAAACAAUAAGCCAGUGAGACCAAUACAGCAUAAUUCAUAAACUGUAAACAGAAAACAAUCUUAUAGCAUUGAAGGAGAAAGCUAUCAACUUAUCUUGCCCAUGACAUUUCUUUGUAAGAACUGUCUAAAUUAAUCUCAAUCUCUACUCUUUUACCCUUA
Messenger RNA from Stegostoma tigrinum, 7424 nucleotides. It is a transcript of the gene fbxl15, whose product is annotated as F-box and leucine-rich repeat protein 15. Bases 80 to 955 code for a protein of 291 amino acids. The transcript is spliced from 4 exons. The record is from RefSeq and is a predicted model, not a curated record. Gene Ontology annotation, molecular function: protein binding. Lineage: Eukaryota; Metazoa; Chordata; Chondrichthyes; Orectolobiformes; Stegostomatidae.